UGUCAUUUAUGACAGCUGUGGAAACGAUAAGGAUGGUGUGGUUUCGCUUGUGAUGUGAUUUUUAAUAUUUUUCAUCAAUUUUAUUGCUUAUAUUCCAUUAUUAAUGACUGUAAUCUGACUAUUUUGUUAAUAUUUAUCGUCACAAAUAUGGAAGUGACUCGUAAAAAUUUUAAAGACGUUUUGCCUCUCGUACAGGAUUCAAUUAAUAAAGCUGACUUCCUGGUGAUAGAUGCAGAGUUCACCGGCCUCAUAAACGGUCGAGAUGUAUCUAUGUUUGAUUCUCCAUCUGAGUAUUAUUCCCGGCUGUUGAAGGGGUCUAGUGAGUUUUUGCUGAUCCAGUAUGGGCUGUGCGCGUUCUAUUGGGACAAAGAGAACCGGCAUUACAUGAACGAUGCGUAUAACUUCUACUUAUUUCCCCGCGGGAGGCCAGGACCUGAGAAAAUGUUUAUGUGCCAGAGUUCCAGCUUAGAUUUCUUGGCAUCACAAGGAUUUGACUUUAACAAGCUUAUAAAAGAAGGUAUUUCCUAUAUGACAGAGCCAACAGAGACCAGACUGCGUGAGCUGUUGACUGAAAGACAAAAAAACUAUUCAAAUGAAAAGGACACUAUUACAAUACCUGAAGAAAAUAAACCACAAAUAGAAGAUGUAUGCAAUCGUGUUCGUAAGUUCCUUGAUGACGAAGACUCGGAUGAACUGGAGGUAGACCGCUGCAAUGCCUUCAUCCGACGGCUGCUAUUCCAAGAACUGGGGACACGUUUCAAAGGAGAAGCCGCUGUGGAAACCAAGGUUUUAGAGAAUAAAAACAGAGUGCUUAAAGUGGUGCGCCUCAAAGAAGGCGACGACUCGAAGAGUCGGGACACACAGAAGAAAGAAAGGGAGUGGGAGGACUUUGAAGCUGCCGUUGGGUUCUCUAAAGUGGCGCGGAUGAUCAGUCAGUCUGAAAAGCUGGUGAUAGGCCACAACAUGCUGUUGGACGUGCUGCACACACUCAACCACUUUUUCCAGCCGCUGCCUGACGACUAUGAGUCGUUCAAGGAGUUCACGCAUUGCAUGUUUCCAAGCUUGCUAGACACGAAGUACAUGUCGAGCCUGCCGCCCUUCAAGGACAGGGUGAAUUCCAGCGUGCUGCAGCACCUUUUCACCACCCUGGCCGAAGAGCCCUUCUCGAUGCCCGUGACAGAGUCAAAAGAUGGCCGCGGCUACUGUCGCUCGGAAGACAAGAAUCAUGAGGCUGGUUACGACGCCUACGUCACGGGUCUCUGCUUCCUCUCAAUGUACUCGCAUCUCUGCAAGAUGAGGGGCGAGGACUCCGGCCGCGUAUUGCCUAACUGCCCUGUGUUGAAGCCGUUCCUUAACAAGCUGUUUUUGGCAAAGACGGCGCACCAGGACUCGCCCUACAUGAACUUCAAUGGAGACGACCCAUCACCUUCGAGAGACCACGUGUUCCACUUGACCUUCCCCAGGGAGUGGCUCAGGACUGACAUCAAUCAGCUGUUUAGCCCUUUCGGUCCAGUCACAGUUCAGUUUAUAGACGACACGACGGCCAUCAUCGCGCUGUCGCGGCGCGACCAGGCGCGUGACGUCAUGCGUGCGCUCGCGCACCACUCGCGCACCAAGCUGGUGCCCUUCACCCGGUACAAGCACGCGCUAGCCAAGUUCCACGAUCAUCGGCAUCCAUCGCCAGUGAAGCAAGUACCUACGCCAGACAAAAAAGUUCGUCAAAGCGUGAACAAAAAAGUGGUCAACUCACCACAACCGCAGCCAUCACCGCAACCGCAGUCGCAACCGCCACUGCUACCGCAAGUGGCCAAUUCGCCUGUCAAGCAGAGCAGAGUGCGGUCAAGCAGCGUGUCUUCGCCUACGUCCACUCCGCCUACGCAGCCCACAAGGAAGAGAACUUCUUCUGGAGUAUUCCAGGUCGAUGAUGCGGAACCACCCCCGAAGAAGGCCGAAAUAAUGAGGUCUAACUCAGACGGUUCCCAAAAGAAACCGGAAGUGAGGCCUAACUCAGACGGUUCUCAAAAGAAAUCGGAAGCGGUCUCCAACGGUCGCCGGAAGACGGACCUCGCCGACGGAGACAAGGAUAGGCAUAAAGAGAAAGUGAAACAGAAAGAGACAAAAAAACCCAUAGAGCAAUUCGACAUUACAGCGAAAACCAAAACAGUGUCUGCUUUCAAAGAGAGCGACAGUUGGGAUUAAGCGUAGAAUAAAUGAAUGUUGACAUCA
Molecule: messenger RNA, 2226 nt
Organism: Ostrinia furnacalis (Asian corn borer)
Lineage: Eukaryota; Metazoa; Arthropoda; Insecta; Lepidoptera; Crambidae
Gene: Parn
Product: poly(A)-specific ribonuclease
Exons: 14
Coding region: 148-2199 (683 amino acids)
Biological process (GO): nuclear-transcribed mRNA poly(A) tail shortening; siRNA 3'-end processing; priRNA 3'-end processing
Cellular component (GO): nucleus; cytoplasm
Molecular function (GO): metal ion binding; poly(A)-specific ribonuclease activity; RNA binding
Source: RefSeq, a predicted model, not a curated record